Messenger RNA from Castor canadensis (American beaver), 2581 nucleotides. It is a transcript of the gene Csnk1g1, whose product is annotated as casein kinase 1 gamma 1. Gene Ontology annotation, biological process: protein phosphorylation. NCBI's taxonomy places the organism in Eukaryota, Metazoa, Chordata, Mammalia, Rodentia, Castoridae. The record is from RefSeq and is a predicted model, not a curated record. Gene Ontology annotation, molecular function: protein serine/threonine kinase activity; ATP binding.
GCCGCUCCUAGGCUGCUAGCUUUCCCCCUCCCCUUCGCCGCUUCUCCUCCCUCCCGCUCUUGGAAAGAGAAGCCACCGCUACGGGUACGUAGAGAAGCGCUCCGCACCAACGGAGGGGACCGCGCCCGCCCCAUUUGAACCUCAGAGCACGGCCGGUUCAGGAGAACAUCUGUGAGGCCAGUAUACUUUUGACUCAAUGGAGAUGAAAGGGUUCCAAAAUGUCCUGUGCUUGAGACCUACAGACUGCAUGUCCUACAGGAACUAAUCUGGAAAUACAUUAGAAGCAGAAAUAUGAUGCCAAAAGAACUCCUUACCUUCCUCUGACUACAGUUUACUUGGACAUACUUUUGUUUUGAAGAGAGGUACACACACUGAGGAAACUUGCAUAGAGACCUUGUUGUGUAGGAUCAUGGACCAUCCUAGCAGGGAAAAGGAUGAAAGACAACGGACAACUAAACCCAUGGCACAGAGGAGUGCACACUGCUCCCGACCAUCUGGAUCCUCAACGUCCUCUGGGGUUCUCAUGGUGGGCCCCAAUUUCAGGGUUGGCAAGAAGAUAGGGUGUGGGAACUUCGGAGAGCUCAGAUUAGGUAAAAAUCUCUACACCAAUGAGUAUGUAGCAAUCAAACUGGAACCAAUAAAAUCACGUGCUCCACAGCUUCAUUUAGAGUACAGGUUUUAUAAACAGCUUGGCAGUGCAGGUGAAGGUCUCCCACAGGUAUACUACUUUGGGCCAUGUGGGAAAUACAAUGCCAUGGUGCUGGAGCUCCUCGGCCCUAGCUUGGAGGACUUGUUUGACCUCUGUGACCGAACAUUUACUUUGAAGACGGUGUUAAUGAUAGCCAUCCAGUUGCUUUCUCGAAUGGAAUAUGUACACUCAAAGAAUCUCAUUUACCGAGAUGUUAAGCCAGAGAACUUCCUGAUUGGUCGACAAGGCAAUAAGAAAGAACAUGUUAUACACAUUAUAGACUUUGGACUGGCCAAGGAAUACAUUGAUCCUGAAACCAAAAAACACAUACCUUAUAGGGAGCACAAAAGUUUAACUGGAACUGCAAGAUACAUGUCUAUCAACACGCAUCUUGGCAAAGAGCAAAGCCGGCGAGAUGAUUUGGAAGCUCUAGGCCAUAUGUUCAUGUAUUUCCUCCGAGGCAGUCUACCCUGGCAAGGACUCAAGGCUGAUACAUUAAAAGAGAGAUAUCAAAAAAUUGGUGAUACCAAAAGGAAUACUCCCAUUGAAGCUCUCUGUGAGAACUUUCCAGAGGAGAUGGCAACCUACCUUCGAUAUGUCAGGCGAUUAGACUUCUUUGAAAAACCUGAUUAUGAGUAUUUACGGACCCUCUUCACAGACCUUUUUGAAAGGAAAGGCUACACCUUUGACUAUGCCUAUGAUUGGGUCGGGAGGCCUAUUCCUACUCCAGUAGGGUCAGUUCAUGUAGAUUCUGGUGCAUCUGCAGUAACUCGAGAAAGCCACACACAUAGGGAUCGGCCGUCCCAACAGCAGCCUCUUCGAAACCCGACUGCAUCAUCAGAGCGCCGAGGAGAGUGGGAAAUCCAGCCCAGCCGGCAGACCAAUACCUCAUACUUGACGUCUCACUUGGCUGCAGACCGCCAUGGGGGAUCAGUGCAGGUGGUUAGUUCAACCAAUGGAGAGCUGAAUGUCGAUGACCCCAUCGGAACUCACUCCAAUGCACCAAUCACUGCUCAUGCCGAGGUGGAGGUAGUGGAGGAAGCUAAGUGCUGCUGUUUCUUUAAAAGGAAAAGGAAGAAGACUGCUCAGCGCCACAAGUGACCAGUGCCUCCCAAGAGUCCUCAGACCUUGGGGACCCUGACUCAAUUGCACGUGCAGCUCCUGCCAUUUCUCAUUGGAAGGGACUCCUCUGUAGGGGAGGGUGGAGAUCCAAACCAAAAAGAAGAAAACAUAUGCCCUAGAAGGAGCCUGUGCAGGCAGCCAGGACCCAGUGUGUCAGUGGCCAUCCCGCCUGUGAUGCUCUGAGCUGUCCCAGAGCUGCUGCUCCUCCACUGCUCGCCCUUGGGGCUGCCUGGUCAACUCUUCUUCCCAUUGUUUACAGUGAAGGUGUCAUUCACAAAAACUCAAGGACUACUAUUCUCUUCCCUCCCUUUCCUUUACUCCUGGUUCUUGUCCCACCCUCAGCCCUCUCCAACAUCAAAGCUACUGAGCUGAAGGCCUUGUCUAAGGAAAGGGCUCAAGAGGCUGGGGCACAGCCAAGAAGGUAAGAGGAAUAUGGCAGACCUGGACUGGAGAAGAACCAUCUCCACCUCCCAGAGUGUUUGGUGGCAUGGUUUUUCUCCCUCUAUGCCUGUGCAGCCUCCAGCCAUGGCCAUGGGGUUCAGGUUCCUUCUUCCCUCACUCCUGUGAAGUUACACUGUAGGACACAAGCUGUGAGAAAUCUGCAGUCUACUGUCCCUGUGUGUUGGCAUUCUUCGCUUUCUUGACAAGCAAAUUCCUUUUUCCAGGCAGUAGCAGGACAUGCAAAUUGUUCUGAGCAAAGAAAAGAAAACUGACUUUAUUGCACUUUUAGUUUGUUGGGUUUUUUUCUUUUUUUUAACAACAUGGCAGAUG